Molecule: messenger RNA, 3026 nt
Organism: Gossypium arboreum
Lineage: Eukaryota; Viridiplantae; Streptophyta; Magnoliopsida; Malvales; Malvaceae
Product: golgin candidate 1-like
Exons: 21
Coding region: 418-2646 (742 amino acids)
Biological process (GO): Golgi organization; retrograde transport, vesicle recycling within Golgi
Cellular component (GO): Golgi membrane; Golgi cisterna
Source: RefSeq, a predicted model, not a curated record
UGCUGAUGCUAACCGAACUAAAUGUUAGUCAAUAACUUGAUCUGUAAUUAAAGUAGCAUUCUCAAUUUGAAAGUAAACUGAAAGGACAAAUUUUUAGUUAGCAGGUUUAUUUUUUAUUUCAAAUGCUAAAAUUUAUUUUUAUUAUCGAAUUUAUUUAUUUUUAAUCAUGUAAUAUUAAAAGUUAUAUAUAAGUUUUUUUUUUUUUUCAUCUAAGCAAUCUGGAAUGCAAUCCAAAAUUUCGAAUAAUAUUUUCAGUUUGUUAAGAGCCCCCCGCGGUCUUGAUCUUAGCAGAGAAACGAGUUCGUUACCAUUUCAUUAUUGCUAGCCAAAUCGUACCGGCGCCUUCUCAUAAUCUUAUUUGCCGGUGCAUGGACGCUCCGUGGAUCCAUCUGUAGUGCACGAUUUCAUUCAUAACUAAUGGCUUCGUGGUUCAAAGUCGCCGAAGAUUUAUUUGAAGUUGUAGAUCGAAGAGCAAAGCUGGUUGCUAGUGAACUGUCAGAAGAGCAAUCAGAUUCUCAGCCACAAGGUUCUUCAGCAGAAAAGACAAAGACAAGGAAAAAGGCUCAGAAAAAACUUCCCACAACUAAAUCUCCCAAAACUAGUGAUGCUGUACGUGAAGAAACAAGUUCAGAAGUAUUACAAUCAGAGGUAACACUAUAUAAAGAUAAGGGUACUCUUUCUUCUAAAAAUGAGGGAAACCCUAGUGCUACAUCUAUGGUCCAAAUAAGUAGCGAGUUGUAUAGCAACAGUGAGAAAGAUAAUCCUGGAUUUCCUUCACCUGAGCCAUUGGAUACCAAUGUGGUUAAACAUGAUACUGAUCAGGAAGAAGUCUCUGCAACUGUUAGCAACACAGAAGCUUCUUUGUCAACUUCAAAUGGCAAGCUUCUCAAUGAGCAUGCCUCUAAUGUUCUUGUGGAGCACCCUUCUUCACCAUUAGCUGCCAAAGAUAUUCAGGUUGCUAGUGAAGAUCAUUUAGCUGAUGGUUGCCAAAAUAUUGAAUCCCAAAAUGCAGAUGUUAUUUCAAAGACUGACCAAGAGAGGUCACAACCUUUAUUUGCUGAUUCUCCUGUUAACAUUGAAGCUCAAUUAAAAGAAGAUGAUAUUAAAGUUGGAACUCCUGUGAAUCAGAAGAAGCCACGAGAACAAAAUGCUGACACUCCUCCAGUUCAGGACCACCUUGAGGAGGCUCAAGGAUUGCUUAAAACCACCAAUUCCACAGGUCAAUCGAAAGAGGCAAGACUGGCUCGGGUUUGUGCUGGACUUUCAUCUCGUCUUCAAGAAUACAAAUCUGAGAAUGCACAGCUUGAGGAGCUUCUAAUUGCUGAGAGAGAGCUGAGUAAAUCUUAUGAGGCUCACAUAAAACAACUACAGAAAGAUUUAUUUUUAUGUAAGAGUGAAGUAACAAAGGUAGAGGCAAAUAUGGUUGAGGCUUUGGCAGCAAAGAACUCUGAGAUUGAGGUGCUUGUCAACUCUAUGGAUGCGCUUAAGAAACAAGCUGCUUUAUCUGAAGGGAAUCUGGCAUCACUUCAGGCAAGCAUGGAGUCUGUUAUGAGAAACAGGGAAUUGACAGAGACAAGGAUGCUGCAGGCCCUACGUGAGGAGCUGGCUUCUGCAGAAAGGAGAGCAGAAGAAGAACGUGCAGCACAUAAUGCUACUAAAAUGGCUGCAAUGGAAAGGGAAGUGGAGUUGGAACAUCAAGCGGUUGAGGCAUCCACGGCUCUAGCUAGGAUCCAGAGGGUUGCAGAUGAGAGGACAACAAAAGCUGCAGAGUUUGAGCAGAAGCUAGCACUUCGUGAGGUUGAAUAUGCUUCUCUAAAUCAAGAAUUGCAAAAUUUGGAAGCUCGAGCUCGUCGUGGACAAAAGAAGUCCCCAGAAGAGGCAAAUCAAAUGGUUCAGAUGCAGGCAUGGCAGGAGGAAGUAGAGCGUGCACGCAGAGGUCAAAGAGAUGCUGAGAGCAAGCUCUCUUUGUUAGAGGCAAGUAUCAAAAAAAUGUUUUCCUCUUUUCUAUAUUGUACAAUUAUAGUAAGAUUAUUCUGGUUUCUUUGCUGGCUGAUUUUUGGAUUUGUUUUCUUUGACCACUUUUCCUGGCUGCAGGCUGAACUGCAGAAAAUGAGGGUUGAAAUGGCUGCCAUGAAGAGGGAUGCUGAGCAUUAUUCUCGACAGGAGCAUAUGGAGCUAGAGAAACGCUACCGUGAAUUAACUGACCUUUUGUACAACAAGCAAACGCAGUUAGAAACUAUGGCUAGUGAAAAAGCUGCAGCCGAGUUCCAGUUGGAGAAGGAAAUAAAGCGUCUUCAGGAAGCACAGGUUGAAGUAGAAAGAAGUAGAGUUCCUCGUCGGGCAUCAAUGUCCUGGGAGGAAGACACUGAAAUCAAAGCACUUGAACCUCUUCCCUUGCAUCACCGUCACAUGGCUGUUGCUAGCAUACAGUUACAGAAGGUUGUGAAAUUACUGGAUUCAGUAUCUGUUAGGGCCAUAAGAUUUCUUUGGCGAUAUCCAGCAGCUCGAAUAAUCUUGCUAUGCUAUCUUGUAUUUGUACAUCUCUUCUUGAUGUACUUGUUACAUCGUCUUCAGGAACAAGCGGACAAUUUUGCUGAUAGGGAACUCGCGGAAUCUAUGGGUCUUAAAGACUCCAACUUACCCUAAUUAGGGAAUAAAAUGCACCUUAGCUCCGACCAAGGGUUCUCCAAAUAUGUGGUUUACCAUCUGCAAGAUGCAUCAAGCGGCCGCUGACUGCUAGCUGUUGAUUUUCUGUCGACAUACUACCAAUUUUACAUAAAUUGGAAGUUCGUUUUGGAAAUGGGUGUGGGAAAAACAGAAAUGAGAAGCCAGCAAGCAUGUUGUAGAUCCAAAGUAAGUGAUUCGGCUGUGAAUGAUAAUAUUCUUUUGGUAUACAGGUGACUUGGAAACAGUGACUUUUACUUGUUCUCUACAUCAUAAAUGAAUGUUUUUGAAGAGAUAUUGUAUGUAAUAUGAUACUAUGAUAACUAAUAUUAACAUGGCUAAUUAAAUCUAUGCAUAUAUAA